AUGACGGUCAAUAUUAACAUAGGUCCAAGCCAUCGUGCUUCAGAUGAGGAAGAUUUAUCGGAAUCAGCAGUUGAGGUGGCGCCACCGUCCCCUGCUGGAAUUCACGAAUAUGAAGACCCGCACGAGGAAUGGGCAGACCUCCCACUUCCAGAUGAACCGAAGCCCAGAAAUAAAACUAGUAGACUACGGAGACAAGAAAGAAGCAGGUACUGGGCAGCAGCACCGUCAUAUACUGGGGUUAGCAGGCAGGACGACUGUAUAAUUUCAUCUGAUGACAACGACAAAGACAAUACCACGCACCUCCACCUGGAUGUUGCUUUGGAUCUGGAGCAUGAGCUUGGAUAUCUAGCGCAAUUAAAUCGGAUGGGCCACUUCAAGAAGGGAAUUCGUUACUUUGAGAAACGCCUCGCCCCCCAUGUCGAUUUCUUCCCAGUUGUGGCCGAGUAUGCAGACCUCCUCUUGGAGCAAGGGAGCCUCGGGGAUUUGCAUAUAUUUAUUUCAAGUCGCUUGAUGGAUCCUCAUGUUAGCUACUUGAAAGAGGAAAACAUUUUACUGAAGACAAUUAGGGCUUAUGCAGAAAUCUUCACUAAAGGCGCACUGAUACCGGCAUUGAACAUGACAAAAGAAGCGCUGAACCAUCUUGCGACAAGAGAUCAUGAUUCAAUGGGAAGCAGCUUAUCUACUGGGCUUAAGAUUCAAUUGGUGGAGGUCUGCGUGCGCAUAAUUGUACACGCGGCCGAAGUCUCUGACUUUCUCGAGUCUGGACCUUUCCAAUCCCUCUUGCACUGGUCAAUUUCCGAUGACGAGCAGCUUCUGUUGGCUGAACUUGCACAAUCAACUCUGCUUGUGGGUUUCUUGAGCGAGCAAUGCUCUAUCGAGACUGUUCGGAUAGCUCAUAGCCAGUGUUUCAAGAAAUCACAUUCUCUUGCAUCGAGAAUAAUUGUACAAUACCCUCACUUGAUCAAUACACAGCCAUACUUAUGUUGGCUGUUAUUAGAGAGCAUGAGGAGCUUGUCAGCAUCCCGUCAGCUCCCACAGCCGGUCAAUAUCAAUAUGACAAGCUUGCUUCCCGACAGGUGGUCUUGGAAUGUUUUCGACAGGCUACACAUUUUCCGACAAAGAAACUUGAUUAUUGCGGAAAAGACAGAACAACCAAAGGUUACCGACAGAUACUUCUCCUGCAAAAGCCUCGAAACUCUCAUUGAAAGUGCUCGAGAUCUGGGAGGCUAUCGACUAGAGCGGUCCCUGCUUGAAUUAAUCUUUCAAUACUCGCUGGACUGGGAUCAAUGUCUCCAGACUGUACGGGGCCUGUCCCGAUUAAAUCAGGAGACGAUGAAUGAUACUUGUGAGUAUCUCAAAUGCUUGAUCGGAGAGUUUUUCUUCCUGGAAAAUUAUAGUUCUCCCGAGUGUGCGAGCCUGCGCGAAGAACUUUACGGUCGCUUUUCUGCAUUCGACGGCUCCUUUCCUUUUCGCUUUGAUUAUGAUACAGCGGUGCCCGAAAAUUCGGAUAUUGUUUUCUUUGAUAACCCUUUCUUGAAAUAUAUGGAAAGGAAAGUACAGUGUCUUCUUUUGAGCGACAUAGGGAAAGGUAUAGAAGCUGAAUUAUUGAGGUUGAAGCUGUCCCAUAUGGUAGAUCACCAUCUGCCAAGCAAGUUUCAGUCCAAGCUGGAUUCCACAGACACGUAUUCGGCUUAUAUAGAUCAUGCAGCAUCAGCGCAGGUUCCCAGAUCCGCACGAUACCGGUCUUCUGACCGAGCCACGAGAUCAGCAGGAAAUGAAACCUAUGAUGCGACUCCGGAAUCGUCGGGUUUGCGACAGGAAGGGCCCCGCCGAAUGCCACGACUAAACUUACAAGAUAUUCAAAGCAAGAAGGACGCAGCCGAAGACAUCAGAUUGUCAUUAGAUAAGUUGAUCCAGCAAGGUCGAAAUUCAGAAAGAGCCAAAGCAACGGUGAAACUCGUCGAUGGAGAGGAGGCCGUGAAGCAGGAGCGACGGAGACUUCAGGAAGAAAUAACCAGAGUCAGAAGAGUUCUCCUGAAUGCAGAGGAAAUGGCAAGGGUGGCCGAGAAAACCUCAACACCGCUACUGACUCUCAUCGAUCCAGUGGGCAGAGAAUAUUUACUGCCAUAUAACCAGUGCCGUUCCUUCGAGGUCAUGGAGAAACUAAUCAAGAAAAUCUUCCGGUCCGAUGAGAUUCUUGCACGUCCCAUUGCCAGAGGGGAUUAUAAAUUCACCAGUAUCGACGGCGAUCCAAUCAGGCGCGAUGGUUGGGACUCGGCCAUUCAGCCUGGGAGGACGAUCAUGAUUCAUAUCGUGCUUGAUUUAGAAAAAGAAGGCCCAAACCCAGAAACUCGAGAAAGCAAGCACUAAACCUGACCAGUCAGUGGAAGCGGAAAAGUCAACUGCUCAGGUGGAUGUUAUUAAAUUCGAAGAUCUCGGAAACCAAG
Aspergillus costaricaensis CBS 115574 is the source of this 2447-nucleotide messenger RNA. RefSeq lists its product as uncharacterized. NCBI's taxonomy places the organism in Eukaryota, Fungi, Ascomycota, Eurotiomycetes, Eurotiales, Aspergillaceae. The transcript is spliced from 3 exons. The record is from RefSeq and is a predicted model, not a curated record. The coding region runs from base 1 to 2370 and encodes 789 amino acids.